Messenger RNA from Aspergillus nidulans FGSC A4, 1313 nucleotides. Its product is annotated as acyl-CoA dehydrogenase family protein. Gene Ontology annotation, molecular function: flavin adenine dinucleotide binding; oxidoreductase activity, acting on the CH-CH group of donors. NCBI's taxonomy places the organism in Eukaryota, Fungi, Ascomycota, Eurotiomycetes, Eurotiales, Aspergillaceae. The transcript has 3 exons. The record is from RefSeq and is a predicted model, not a curated record. Bases 30 to 1313 code for a protein of 427 amino acids.
GUAAUUCUUUAUAGAAGGAGACAGACGCAAUGUUACGGUUAUCGAGGCUCUCGCAUGUCUGCAACAGGCGCCUCUUCUCGUCCUCCGCCCGUCGGCCCCUCAUGGACCUGACGGGCUUCUCUGAGAACCAACUGAUGGUCCGCGACGCCAUCUCAGGCAUCUGCGCCGGCUUUCCAAAUACCUACUGGCAGGAAUGCGACCAGCUCGAGCGCGACCCGAAAGAAUUUCACGCGGCGCUUGCAAAGGCUGGGUGGUUGGGAAUCGCCCUGCCAGAGGAGCACGGGGGCGCGGGACUCGGCAUCUCUGAAGCGACGAUUAUGAUGCAGACAAUCACGCAGUCCGGCGCUGGAAUGGCCGGUGCGCAGUCCAUCCACGCAAACGUGUACGCAACGCAACCGCUCGCGAAAUUCGGCAACGAACAACAGCUCACCGAGACGAUCCCGAACAUUAUCAAUGGCAAAUGGCGAACGUGUUUUGGUGUUACUGAGCCAAAUACCGGGCUUGAGACACUGGCAUUACAGACGCGGGCCGAGCUCAACAGCACCGGGACGCACUACUCCAUCACCGGCCAGAAGAUCUGGAUCACAUGCGCACAGGUAGCGAGGAAGAUGAUCCUGCUGGCGCGGACAAAACCAAGAGAAGAGGUUUCCAAGCCGACGCAGGGGUUGAGCAUGUUCUGCAUCGACAUUGACAAGAACGAGCCCGGACUGGAGCUGAAGAAGAUCAAGAAAAUGGGCGGUCGUGCUGUGGAUGCGAACGAGGUCUUCUUUGACAAGUACCAAGUCCCUGCUUCGACGCUCAUCGGCCGCGAAAACGAGGGUUUCCGGAUGAUCCUACACGGUAUGAAUGCCGAGCGAUGUCUUCUCGCCGGCGAAGCUCUUGGAUUGGGGUAUGUCGCUCUCGAACGAGCGGCGGAGUACGCGAACACCCGGCAUGUGUUUGGCCGCGCCAUCGGCAAAAACCAGGCCAUCGCGCAUCCGCUUGCUGAUGUCUACAUGAAACUCGAGGCGGCAAAGCUGGCCACAUACCACGCGGCCAGGUUGUAUGAUGCCUCGCGGACAGAUGAGUCCAUCCCCGCGCAUAGUGUUGGAGUGGCGGCGAACAGCGCAAAAUACCUUGCUGCGGAGGCAGCCUUUACGGCGUGUGAGAGGGCGGUCUUAACGCAUGGAGGCAUGGGCUAUGCAAUGGAGUACGACGUUGAGCGAUGGCUGAGAGAGUGCCUAGUUCCCAGGAUCGCGCCGGUCAGUCGUGAGAUGAUCCUGAACUACGUAUUGUCCUGCAACUCGGCCAGAACUUCUCAGUGCCAUCUUUAA